CGGGCGCCCACCAUGAGCGACGAGGGUCGCGGGGACGGGCGCGCCGAGAGCGCCCGGGACCUGGAGAAGCAGCUCCGGCUGCGCGUGUGCGUGCUCAGCGAGCUGCAGAAGACCGAGCGCGACUACGUGGGCACGCUGGAGUUCCUGGUGUCGGCGUUCUUGCACCGGAUGAACCAGUGCGCAGCAUCGAAACUUGACAAAAAUGUAACAGAAGAAACCGUGAAGAUGCUGUUCUCAAACAUUGAGGAUAUCCUUGCAGUACACAAAGAAUUCUUAAAGGUCGUGGAAGAGUGCUUGCAUCCAGAACCUAAUGCUCAGCAAGAAGUGGGAACCUGCUUUCUUCACUUUAAAGACAAGUUUCGCAUCUAUGAUGAAUAUUGUAGUAAUCAUGAGAAGGCCCAGAAAUUGCUCUUUGAACUUAACAAAAUAAGAACAAUCCGGACAUUUCUUUUGAACUGCAUGCUGCUCGGAGGACGGAAGAACACAGAUGUCCCUCUGGAAGGAUACUUGGUAACGCCAAUACAAAGAAUAUGCAAAUACCCUCUACUUUUGAAGGAGUUGCUUAAGCGGACUCCAAGGAAACACAGUGACUAUGCAGCAGUCAUGGAAGCUCUCCAAGCCAUGAAAGCCGUCUGUUCCAACAUCAACGAGGCCAAGAGACAGAUGGAAAAGUUGGAAGUUUUAGAGGAGUGGCAGUCUCAUAUUGAAGGCUGGGAGGGGUCCAACAUUACUGAUACCUGUACAGAAAUGCUAAUGUGUGGAGUCUUACUGAAAAUUUCUUCUGGAAAUAUUCAAGAGCGGGUAUUUUUUCUUUUUGAUAAUCUUUUGGUGUAUUGCAAAAGAAAACACAGACGGUUGAAAAAUAGCAAAGCAUCUACUGAUGGACAUCGGUACCUUUUUCGUGGCCGGAUCAAUACAGAGGUGAUGGAAGUGGAGAAUGUGGAUGAUGGCACAGCUGACUUCCAUAGCAGUGGACACAUUGUUGUUAAUGGAUGGAAGAUACAUAACACAGCCAAAAAUAAAUGGUUUGUGUGUAUGGCAAAAACACCUGAAGAGAAACGUGAAUGGUUUGAAGCUAUUUUGAAAGAACGAGAACGGCGGAAAGGUUUAAAAUUAGGAAUGGAGCAAGACACCUGGGUAAUGAUCUCUGAACAGGGUGAGAAACUUUAUAAAAUGAUGUGCAAACAAGGAAAUCUGAUCAAAGACAGAAAAAGAAAACUGACUACGUUCCCUAAAUGCUUUCUGGGAAGUGAAUUUGUGUCAUGGCUGUUGGAAAUUGGAGAGAUUCACAGGCCUGAGGAAGGUGUUCACUUGGGACAAGCAUUAUUGGAAAAUGGAAUCAUCCAUCAUGUUACAGAUAAACAUCAAUUCAAACCAGAACAGAUGCUGUAUAGAUUUCGUUAUGAUGAUGGGACCUUUUAUCCAAGAAAUGAGAUGCAGGAUGUGAUUUCAAAGGGUGUGCGAUUAUAUUGUCGUCUUCAUAGUCUGUUCACUCCAGUCAUAAGAGAUAAAGAUUAUCACUUAAGAACCUACAAAUCUGUCGUUAUGGCCAACAAGCUGAUAGACUGGUUGAUUGCACAGGGGGAUUGCCGCACCAGAGAAGAGGCGAUGAUAUUUGGCAUUGGGCUCUGUGACAAUGGAUUUAUGCACCAUGUGCUUGAAAAAAGUGAAUUCAAAGACGAACCUCUACUUUUCCGUUUUUUUGCGGAUGAGGAAAUGGAAGGGUCAAAUAUGAAACAUCGACUGAUGAAACAUGAUUUAAAAGUUGUGGAAAAUGUUAUAGCUAAAUCCUUAUUGAUUAAAUCCAAUGAAGGCAGCUAUGGUUUUGGAUUAGAAGACAAAAAUAAAGUUCCAAUAAUAAAGUUGGUGGAAAAAGGGUCUAAUGCUGAGAUGGCUGGCAUGGAAGUUGGGAAAAAGAUUUUUGCGAUUAAUGGUGACCUAGUUUUUAUGAGACCUUUCAAUGAAGUGGAUUGCUUCCUGAAAUCAUGCUUAAAUAGCAGAAAACCUCUAAGAGUUCUUGUGAGCACAAAGCCAAGGGAGACAGUGAAAAUCCCAGAUUCAGCGGAAGGACUUGGCUUCCAGAUCCGAGGAUAUGGCCCGUCGGUGGUGCAUGCAGUAGGAAGAGGAACUGUGGCUGCAGCUGCUGGUCUUCACCCUGGACAGUGUAUCAUCAAAGUCAAUGGAAUCAAUGUCAGCAAAGAGACACACGCCAGUGUUAUCGCCCACGUCACGGCCUGCAGGAAGUACCGGAGACCAACGAAGCAAGAUUCCAUACAAUGGGUUUAUAAUAGUAUUGAGAGCGCUCAGGAAGACCUUCAGAAGUCCAACUCCAAACCGCCAGGAGAUGAAGCAGGGGAUUCCUUUGACUGUAAAGUGGAAGAGGUAAUUGACAAGUUCAGCACCAUGGCGAUCAUCGACGGGAAGAAGGAGCACGUGAGUCUGACAGUGGACAAUGUCCACCUGGAGUAUGGUGUCGUGUAUGAAUAUGACAGCACUGCUGGGAUCAAGUGCAACGUGGUGGAGAAGAUGAUCGAGCCCAAGGGCUUCUUCAGCCUCACUGCCAAGAUUCUUGAAGCCCUGGCUAAAAGUGAUGAUCAUUUUGUACAAAACUGCACCAGCCUUAGUUCUUUGAAUGAAGUGAUUCCUACUGACCUUCAAAGUAAAUUCAGUGCCAUUUGUAGUGAAAAAAUUGAGCGCAUAUGUCAGAGAAUAUCCAGUUAUAAAAAGUUUUCUCGUGUACUGAAGAAUAGAGCCUGGCCCACCUUUAAACAGGCCAAAUCUAGAAUCUCCCCUCUGCACAGUAGUGACUUCUGCCCCACCAACUGCCAUGUCAACGUGAUGGAAGUUUCUUAUCCCAAAACAUCAACAUCCCUGGGGAGUGCGUUUGGCGUUCAGUUGGAUAGUAGGAAACAUAAUUCUCAAGAUAAAGAAAAUAAAUCUGAACAAGGAAAACUAAGCCCUAUGGUGUACAUUCAACAUACGAUCACAACCAUGGCGGCCCCUUCAGGUCUGUCUCUGGGACAGCAAGAUGGACAUGGUCUCCGGUAUUUGUUGAAAGAAGAAGACUUAGAAACCCAGGAUAUCUAUCAGAAACUUCUGGGCAAACUUCAGACUGCACUGAAAGAGGUGGAGAUGUGUGUUUGUCAAAUAGAUGACCUUCUGUCUUCGAUAACAUAUUCUCCUAAAUUAGAACGUAAGGCAUCCGAGUCCAUAGUCCCAACAGACAGUGACAACGAGAAGGGAGAGAGAAACAGCAAGCGCGUCUGUUUUAACAUGGCCGGAGACGAGCAAGAAGACUCGGGUCACGACACCAUCAGCAACAGGGACUCUUACAGUGACUGCAACAGCAAUAGGAACUCCGUUGCCUCCUUCACCAGCAUCUGCAGCAGCCAGUGCAGCUCGUAUUUUCACAGCGAUGAGAUGGACUCAGGUGAUGAACUUCCCCUAAAUGUUCGCAUUUCUCGUGAUAAACAGGACAAGAUACACAGCUGCCUUGAGCAUCUUUUCAGCCAGGUGGAUUCCAUAACCAAUCUCCUGAGAGGCCAAGCUGUUGUGAGGGCCUUUGAGCAAACUAAAUACCUGACACCAGGUCGAGGAUUACAAGAGUUUCAUCAGGAAAUGGAAACAAAGCUGAGUUGUCCGAAAAGGUUAAGACUUCACAUCAAGCAAGAUCCUUGGAAUCUUCCCAGCAGUGUCCGGAAUCUUGCUCAGAACAUCAGAAAAUUUGUUGAAGAGGUAAAGUGUAGGAUACUCCUGGCUCUUCUUGAAUAUUCAGAUAGUGAGACACAGCUCCGAAGAGACAUGGUUUUCUGCCAGAGCCUGGUAGCCACUGUCUGUGCCUUCUCUGAGCAGCUCAUGGCGGCCUUAAACCAGAUGUUUGACAACAGCAAAGAAAACGAGAUGGAAACGUGGGAGGCCAGCAGAAGGUGGCUGGACCAAAUAGCAAAUGCAGGAGUUCUUUUUCACUUUCAGUCCCUUCUAUCACCGAACUUGACAGAUGAACAAGCCAUGCUAGAAGACACACUGGUUGCACUGUUUGAUUUGGAAAAGGUUUCUUUUUACUUUAAACCAUCAGAAGAGGAACCAUUGGUUGCAAAUGUUCCUCUUACUUAUCAAGCAGAAGGAAGCCGGCAAGCUCUGAAAGUUUACUUCUACAUUGAUAGUUAUCAUUUUGAACAACUGCCUCAACGGUUGAAAAAUGGAGGAGGGUUUAAAAUUCAUCCUGUUCUUUUUUCACAAGCACUGGAGAGCAUGGAAGGAUAUUAUUAUAGAGACAAUGUUUCGGUGGAGGAAUUUCAAGCUCAGAUAAAUGCAGCCUCCUUGGAAAAGGUCAAACAGUACAACCAGAAGCUCAGGGCAUUCUACUUGGACAAGUCAAAUUCACCACCAAACUCUACAUCUAAAGCUGCCUAUGUAGAUAAGCUCAUGAGGCCUCUCAAUGUUUUGGAUGAACUUUAUCGACUGGUGGCCUCAUUUAUCAGAUCCAAGCGCACGGCUGCCUGUGUGAACACAGCUUGCAGCGCCUCCGGAGUCGGGCUGCUUUCAGUGUCCUCGGAGCUUUGCAGUAGGCUGGGGGCCUGCCACGUCAUCAUGUGCAACAGUGGCGUGCAUCGGUGCACCCUGAGUGUGACCCUGGAGCAGGCCAUCAUUCUGGCCAGAAGCCACGGACUGCCUCCUCGCUACAUCAUGCAGGCUACAGAUGUGAUGCGAAAGCAGGGAGCAAGAGUUCAGAACACAGCAAAGAAUUUGGGAGUCAGAGACCGGACUCCACAAUCUGCUCCAAGGCUGUACAAGCUAUGUGAGCCGCCUCCCCCAGUUGGAGAAGAAUGAGGAGCAUCUUCAAGGAACCAGACAAGCAGAAGCUUCUGAACACUGGAUGAGACAAAGAACGUGCUGGCUAAACAUCCUCCACUCAACAUAGAGAAAUGGACUUUUUUCUCUGAGUCUUUCAUCAUGGUGUAAAUAACUAAUGUUCAGCUUAUACUUAGAUGUUUGUGCUGGAAAUGGAUAGACGUCCAUUCAAACAACUCAGCUUCACAAACUGAUCUCUCUCUGUGUUAACAUGAAUUAUUCAUCCUGGAGAUUAUAUGAAAAAAGAUCUGAGAUGAAACAUUAACCAUUGUGCCUCCUUUCCCAUCUAUUGAAAUUACCAUAUUGCAUUUGCUUUUCAUCUUCUCCAAAUGGAGCGUGUAAUUAUGGAUAUUUCCAUUUGAAGAAGUCUGUCCUUGGAGAAACCUGGCCACACUUUCCAGGUGAUCACACAGAAAUGUGACAGACGGCAGUGACUGGGCGUCAUAGGUUUUCCAUCUCCUGCUUGCAUCUGAGAAAGUCAUUUGUGGGUGAAAGGUGAGGAGCAUCCUUUACUCUUUUUCAGUAAGAGAAAGAGUAUUUCUCAGUAGAGGAGAAGAAUGCUGACUGAGGCCUCCAGCAGCAUCUUCCUCCAGCUGCUUUCAGGGACGCUUUCUGCUUGUGGAGCGUUCCAGCGACCCAGUGCUGUCCUUGAUCUCCGAAAUGAACAUGGCUUCCUUGGAUAAUGAGUCCUGAAGCUGGGACGUAGGUGUCCAGGGGUGAGGAGAAGGAGGGAUUGGGAAGGAUUGGGAGGACGACUAGGGUGAAGCAGGGGAAAAUAAACCUAUUAAAAAACUCAACCUUUAAAUUUGAAAGAUACCCAAAACUCUUAUUCAGGCUUUCAUAUGAGAUGUCAGACUCUUAGAGAAUACACCAUACUGAGUGUGUUUCUGUCAAGGUAGUAUAUGUAUAAGAUGAGAAAAUAAAGCUUUAUUUGUUGAACUUUAAAAGAACUGUUAGAGACCUUGAUAAUUUAUGAAAGUACAAAGUAUAUUCUAUUUUCGUUCUAAAGUUUACAUAAUGUUUAUCUGUCUCCAUUGAUAAAAUAUUAAUAACAUUUCCUUAGCACAGUGAAAACCGUAAUGUUGAUUUUAAAUCUAUAAUUUUCAAAACAGUUAAAUGCCUCUGCUGUGAUUGUGAUACUUUUAUGGAUUUAGAUUAAUUUCCUAUAUGAAAUGCUUUCCAUAACUAAAGUAGUUACACACCAUUACUAAAUUUUAAUUUAUGAAAUUUGAUAAUAGUUUUCAAAUUCAUUAAAAAGCCUUCAUCACUAGCAGUUGUGUGUUCAAUAACAAAAACACUGUUAUGUGUGUUUGAGGUCUUCAUGUCCUGGUCAAGGUAAUAAAUGUUAUUUCGCAUAGAAGUACUGAAGACUUUCAUGAUAAGUACAUAUUUAUAACGAAAAAUAAACCAACAUCAGAGUUUUCAGACAAAAAAGUUGAACACUUUGAAUUUAAUGAAGAUAUAACCUUAAUAUAAAUAUUUACGUUAAAUACGAUCUUAAUUUUCAGGGCUUUAACACUUUUGAUACUAUUGCCAGUAAUUCUGAAGGUCCAUGAAAUUAGUAAACUGUGAUGUUCCUGUUACUGACAAUUUGAUUACAUUUAACAUGGGAAUAAUGAGUGAGCAAAACUGAUUAACUAGCAAGUACUUUUCAUGUUGUCAUUACUGUUCUCUGAUCACCACCCUGAAAGCCGUAUUCCUUGUUAAAGGUAUGAAGAGGCCACUUAAACAUUUCAGUCAUAGUUUGUAUUUCAUGGGAGAAAUUAUCUGCUAUUGUAGUAUUUAUAAAUUAGCAUACUUUAAGAUUGAACCUGUAUAUAAUAGAAUGUACUUAAUACUAUUUUAAGGGUUAAACAUGGUGUAAGUGUACCAUCUGUCAAUGCUUGGCACUUAAUAAAAACUCAAAAGUUAGUGAUGACAUGUUGCCAUCAAUCACUGUGAUUUUUUAUUGUAAUGAAAAUUGUAGCUAAAACCUAAGUAAUUUCUCUGUGCCAAGCCAUACCUCCAGGUGCUUUGCCGUAGUUUCUUGUUAUUGCUUCAUUCAUCCUCAUAAUGAUGCUUUGAGGUGAUAUUCUUAGCGUCACUCCUGUUUUAUGGUUGAGGAACUGAGGCAAAGAAUGGUUCAGUGACUUGCCCAAGAUCACAUGGCCAAUAAGUGAUAGAACCAGGAUCUGAGCCUAGGAAGUCUGCCUUCUUAAUACAUUGUGUUACUUUCCCUUAUUAAUAUAGGAAAUGUUAUAAUACUGCCAGUUAUUUGUUAGUAAAGUUGGGGUUCUGUGUGCUGUGGGCCAUUACAUUAUAUGUGUUAUAUUGAGAAAAAAGUGAAUGAAAACAUAUAAAGUGCCUCUAAAUAUGUGAAAAUCACAGGAUAUGCUAGACAUUUUGCCAUUCUGGAUAGACAUUAUGAAGUAACCUAAUGCUAUUGCAAUCUGAAAAGACAUGAUCUAUUCUUCAUAAUUGAAGAAAAUAGUUUUAGAUAUGUUUUAAAAGUGUUGAAUAGUACAUUAUAUAAAAUCUGACUGAUUCCAAAACAGUGGUGACAGCGAAAAAUCGUGUGAUUGAAUGAAUAAGGACAACUCUUCAACACCACGAUGUACCCCUGCGUGACAGUGGACAUUCGAUUGACCUUGAGCUUUUAUGCAAGCUCGGGCACGUUCAGGGUGGUAUAACCAUAGAUUGGCCUUGAUAUGACCAUAGACUGGCCUUGAGUUUUUAGAAUGGGUUUAUCUAAAUGCUCACAUACUCUUCUGCAGCCAGUGUACCUUUAAACGUUACAAAAGCCUGCUAACAGUUCUUCCAGGUUUUCCCAACUUUGCAGAUAAGUGUGGACCUCUGCCUGUCUCCACCUAAAAUGGGAGGUCACGCCUAGAAAUUUUGGUUCUUAAUAUGGGACUGAUUCAUUAAUACUUGUUUUUUUUUUUUCAUAAAUACUUGUUAACUAGUAAAUCAUGGUCAAGAAAUCUGAAACCUUCCAUUGUACCUUACAAAGUUUUCUUACUAAAUAUUAAAAAUUAAUAUUAAAGGUAUGAGUAAUUUGAGGAGACUAGAAUUUUACACCUAUUUCCAUUACAUUUAAUGGAAAAGAAUGGAAGACAGAAAGAACGAAGGAAAUAAAGAGGGAUGGGGAAGGGAGGGAGGGAGGAAGGAAAGAACUUUUGUACUGGUUUUACUUAUACUGGAUAUAUAAUGUUGAAUUUAGAAUCUAAGCUUUAUUUUAUGAACCAGUAUCCCCAUCUUAGGCGUCUCAUACUAUUUUCUGUCUUUUCAAAUCACAUUCUUCUAGUGAUUUAGAUUCCCUGUGCGUUCAACGGCCACUCUACUUGCAGCAACAAUGUUCAAUUUAUUGAAGUUAGAUUAAUUUCUCAUGAUAUUAUAACAUAUGACAUUGUAAUGAUAUUGGUUCUGACUCUAUUAAUUUAAAUUUUGUGAUGAAUUCAGAACAGCAUGAUACUGACCUUGGCACUAACUGUAAAAGCCAAGAAAAUGAAUGGGUAAAAAAAUCCUGAGUGGCAUAUUAAGUCAUUUAGGAAAACAAACUAUUUUCUACUCUUUGGACACAUUUUACCAGCAAAACUAAUUUUACUGACUUGGAAGCAUUCCUUUGAGUUACUGUAUGUAUUUGAAAAUAAUAAAUUUGUAAUUAGAACACUACUCUUUCAUUAGUUCAUAUAGUUCCUAUGUAGCAUGGUUCAGUGUAGAUUAGAAGGCAUAUUUUUAUUCACCUAUGUAUUCAGUAAAACAUAAAGUUGAAAUUUAAAAUGACUAAUCUUAAGUCAUUUUCAUUUACCUUUUACUUUAAAGGUAAUUUUUAGAUUUUCUUCACUAGCUGAAUUUACAAAUAGUGAAACUAACCUUUAGCAUGUGAUUAAAUUGCUUCUGACUUUUAAAAUUUAUGUUUAAUUUUUAAAGGCUUUUUUAAGUGAAUUAUCAUACAAAAUGAUAGUUCAGUUAUGAUCCCAACAUUAGUAGCAGUUAUUUCAUUAACAGGUGUAUAUAUUAAUCGACUUGCUGAAUGAAUUGUCAGUUGUCCUAUGUAAGUAUGAAGACAAAAAUUUUGGAAAUGGUUUAGGACAAUCUGAACCUUGAUUAAGAAAAAUACUCUGUAUUUUAUAAAGCUUUCCACAUUUAGAGAUGAGCCUCAGAAAAGUUUUAUUCUUUAUGAAGCAGACAAGUUGGGAUAAGCUUCCGACAGGUGUCUGGACCAAGGAUGGGCUCAGGCUGAUCCCUUUUACAUACAGUGGCCACAACCUUUGAAGGUGCUGUGAUUCCAUAGUCAUUAUUAUGGUUAGUCUUUUGUUUUCGAAAAAUAAGUUUUGCUUUUAACAGUAAUCUCAGCGUUCAUAUGUGCCAAGUUGUGCUUGACCUCCUUCACUCAGGAUAGUUUGCUUCUCAUUGAGAAGACAUUUCUGAAGUCUACUAGGUUUACUAAGAGAUAAAUAUAUAUUUUAUAUACAUAUAUUAAUAUUUAUAAUGUUUUGUUUUUAUGAUAAUACAUUAUAAGAAUGACUUAGAUUCUUCUGUCUUAUUUAGUAUGAAGGUAUGAAAUAUGCAGUGGUUCGGUAUAUUGAAUAUGUGUCUAAAUAUGCCGUAAGUGUCCCUGGUAGGCCAUCUUUUGAUCACUGGCACAGUCUGCUACUUAGUCUGGAGUCUAUUGAUCUGGCUUUGCCAUCAGAGGUAGUUGAUUAAGAACAAAAUUAUUGAAUUCUUAAAUGAUAAUUCUAGUAGAAAUAGAAAGCUUUGGACAGCUCAUUUGGGGUCAAAUUACAGAAUAAAUAUUAUCCACUCACGUGUCAUUCAACAAACGUGUUUGAGAAUUCACUUUGUCAAAGGCACAGUUGGUGGGCUGCCUUUAUGCGUUGCAUGUAUUUGGUUCAAAAAUCUUCUCAUUGUCUCCUCCGCGUUAAUCUCCUUUGUGUCUUUUUCCUGUAGUGACGUUAUUUGUAAUGCAAACUUACUCUAAUACCAUGUAGAUACCUAUAUUGUAUGAUUUCAAGAAUACUAAGUUGAUAAAAUGCUCUAGAAAGCAUACAUUUAAACUUAAGUAUCUAAUCCCUCAAACAAAUUUACUAGAGUUUCAGACGAAUAUAUAUUUUUGUAACUGCCAGGUAAAUGAGUAGAACAUAGCUUUUUUGUUUAAAAAUAUUUUUAUAAGUAUGCAUUUACACAGUAUUCAUUAUUUUAAACAUUAAAAUAUCAAGUGGGUUCUAUAAAUAGUGAUUCUUUUGAAUAUAUCCAUAUUUAACAUUGUAUAACACCCAAAUUUUAAUGACAAAUGUCAUAUGAAUGUUAUUAUAGUAGUGUGUUUUUCCCUUUGUAAAAUAUACAUGUAACAUAGUUUGAAUCUCUCAGUAUUUUGUGCAUGGAUAAAAUAAUCAAGUGUAUCAUGUAUUUUAUAUCAUUUAUUUUUGUCUGCAUAAAAGACUAGAGUAGUAACAUUGUAUCAUGUGUCAAAAAAAUAAUAAAGUGAAAUGUAGU
This is a messenger RNA of Dama dama (fallow deer), 10326 nucleotides long. RefSeq names its product phosphatidylinositol-3,4,5-trisphosphate dependent Rac exchange factor 2 (gene PREX2). The transcript has 40 exons. The record is from RefSeq and is a predicted model, not a curated record. Bases 13 to 4830 code for a protein of 1605 amino acids. Gene Ontology annotation, molecular function: protein binding; guanyl-nucleotide exchange factor activity. Gene Ontology annotation, biological process: intracellular signal transduction. Lineage: Eukaryota; Metazoa; Chordata; Mammalia; Artiodactyla; Cervidae.